UCCUCCUCCUCUUCCUCCUCCUCCUUCUCCCGGCCUCGCCAAAGUUUUUCCCUUUCCUCGUUUCGGAGUUUUUUGGUUUUCUUGUUUUCUGUAAAUUUUUUUUUUUAGCUUUUUUUGUGCUGAGGAGAAGUGAUAAAAAGUUUUUUUUUGUUGUUGUUUGUUUGUUUUUUUUUUUUUUUUGGCGAACUUCUGGCGGUUCUUCCCCCUCCUCUCCGCCGCCGGUGGAGACUUUGUUUCUCCGAGUUUUUACUUUUUUAACGCGUCCCUGCCCCUUAGCGCCUAACUUUUUUAUAUAUAUUUUUUUUAAUUAUUAUUAUUAAUUUUUUUUUCGCCCCCUUGUUCCCCCUCGGCCACUUUCUCGCAUGAAUCUCCUCGACCCUUUCAUGAAAAUGACAGAAGAACAGGACAAAUGUAUCUCCGACGCCCCCAGCCCCACCAUGUCGGAUGACUCCGCCGGGUCCCCCUGCCCCUCUGGAUCCGGCUCGGACACGGAGAACACCAGACCCCAAGAGAACACCUUCCCCAAGGGGGACCCGGACCUGAAGAAGGAGAACGACGAGGACAAGUUCCCGGUGUGCAUCCGGGAGGCGGUGAGCCAGGUGCUGAAGGGCUACGACUGGACCCUGGUGCCGAUGCCGGUGCGGGUGAACGGCUCCAGCAAGAACAAGCCGCACGUCAAGAGACCCAUGAACGCCUUCAUGGUGUGGGCGCAGGCGGCCCGCAGGAAGCUGGCGGACCAGUACCCGCAUCUGCACAACGCCGAGCUCAGCAAGACCCUGGGCAAGCUCUGGAGGCUGCUGAACGAGAGCGAGAAGCGCCCGUUCGUGGAGGAGGCCGAGCGGCUGCGGGUGCAGCACAAGAAGGACCACCCCGACUACAAGUACCAGCCCCGGCGGAGGAAGUCGGUGAAGAACGGGCAGGCGGAGCAGGAGGAGGGCGCGGAGCAGACCCACAUCUCCCCCAACGCCAUCUUCAAGGCGCUGCAGGCGGACUCGCCGCAGUCCUCCUCCAGCAUCAGCGAGGUGCACUCGCCCGGGGAGCACUCGGGCCAGUCCCAGGGGCCCCCCACGCCGCCCACCACGCCCAAGACGGACCCGCAGCCGGGCAAGCAGGACCUGAAGCGGGAGGGCCGCGCGCUGGGCGAGGGCGGCCGGCAGCCGCCGCACAUCGACUUCCGCGACGUGGACAUCGGCGAGCUGAGCAGCGACGUCAUCUCCAACAUCGAGACCUUCGACGUCAACGAGUUCGACCAGUACCUGCCGCCCAACGGGCACCCCGGGCAGCCCGGCCAGGUCGCCUACACGGGCAGCUACGGCAUCAGCGGCGCCGCGGGCACGCCGGCGGGCGUGUGGAUGUCCAAGCAGCAGCCGCCGGCGCAGCUGCCGGCGCUGAGCGCCGAGCAGGGCCCGCAGCAGCAGCAGCAGCAGCAGCAGCAAAGGACGCACAUCAAGACGGAGCAGCUGAGCCCCAGCCACUACAGCGAGCAGCAGCAGCACUCCCCGCAGCAGCAGCAGCAGCAGCAGCUGAGCUACGGCUCCUUCAACCUGCAGCACUACAGCUCGUCCUACCCCAGCAUCAGCCGCGCGCAGUACGAGUACGGCGAGCACCAGGGCUCCUCGGGCUCCUACUACAGCCACGCCGGCCAGGGCGGCGGGCUCUACUCCACCUUCAGCUACAUGAGCCCCACGCAGCGCCCCAUGUACACCCCCAUCGCCGACACGGCCGGCGUGCCCUCCAUCCCCCAGACCCACAGCCCGCAGCACUGGGAGCAGCCCGUCUACACGCAGCUCACCCGGCCCUAAGAGGCGAAGCGAGCGCGACGGGAGAAAGGAAGGAAAAAAAAAAAAAAAAUAAAAAAAUAAAAAUAAAAAAAAAAAAAAAAAAAAAAAGGCAGGAAAACGAAAAAAAAAUUCGAGAAAAAAAAAAAAACCGAAGAGAAAAAAAAAAAUAAUCAGAAAAGCGCGAAAGCGGCGAGGGCGAGUUGCCUCAGACUGGUUCGGUGUUUGAAAUUGAAAUGAGAAUUCAAAAGACGCUCACGUGGAAGCUGGCGGGGAGGAGAGAGCGCCUCGAGCCUUCUGCACUACAGCAUCCUCCAGGACCCGCUCCCAGCCCCGAAAUUUGGGACAGACUUGCCAAGGACUGGACUUGAACUCUGCUUCUUCCAGCGUGGAGAGGAGAUUUCCACCCAACCCGCCCAGCUGGCUCCUUCUCUGGACUUUUGUAAUGAUUUUUUUUGUUUUUUUGUUUUUUUAGCAGUAAUUAAAAGCGAGACAAAAAAAAUUUAAAAAAAAAGAAGAAAAAAAAAAAGGGGGGUAAAAGAGAAAACUCAGAGUCCUCUGUGAGGAAUAUUCUCUAUUUUAAAUAUUUUUAGUAUGUACUGUGUAUGAUUCGUUACCAAUUUGAGGGGAUUUGUACCUAUUUUUUAGAGAUUUUUUUCAAAUGCUCUUAUUUUUCCAACAGCUAAAAAAAAAAAAUAAAAAAAGACACUUAGUGGAGCAGCCCUAGGUUUUCUUGCAGAGGUAUUUUUGUAUAGAGAAGUGUCUUUUUUUGCUCUAAAAAUGAAACUAAACCAGCGUGCUCUGCCCUGGGAACCCAGCACCGGGGCAGGCACCAGCAUGGGAGAGGCUUUAUUUUUCUAACUCGUAGCAAAACCAGCCAGGAGGAGAACUUCACUUUAUUUUUUAAUAACCUCGAGCCUUAAAAGAAUAACAGAAAA
Molecule: messenger RNA, 2716 nt
Organism: Vidua chalybeata
Lineage: Eukaryota; Metazoa; Chordata; Aves; Passeriformes; Viduidae
Gene: SOX9
Product: SRY-box transcription factor 9
Exons: 3
Coding region: 363-1802 (479 amino acids)
Biological process (GO): morphogenesis of an epithelium; positive regulation of chondrocyte differentiation; oligodendrocyte differentiation
Cellular component (GO): nucleus
Molecular function (GO): DNA-binding transcription factor activity, RNA polymerase II-specific; RNA polymerase II cis-regulatory region sequence-specific DNA binding
Source: RefSeq, a predicted model, not a curated record